UACACCGUCUCGGAGGUGGCGAAACACGACACGAAGGACGACCUGUGGGUCGUGAUCAAGGGGAAGGUGUACGACCUCACGGAGUACGCGGACGAGCAUCCGGGUGGCGUCGCGGCGAUAACGAAGCACGCGGGCGGGGACGCGACGGCGGGGUUCUUCGGGCCGCAGCACCCGUCGCGGGUGCACGACAUGGUGGACGAGUACAAGAUUGGC
Molecule: messenger RNA, 213 nt
Organism: Micromonas pusilla CCMP1545
Lineage: Eukaryota; Viridiplantae; Chlorophyta; Mamiellophyceae; Mamiellales; Mamiellaceae
Exons: 1
Cellular component (GO): intracellular membrane-bounded organelle; membrane
Molecular function (GO): heme binding
Source: RefSeq, a predicted model, not a curated record